AUGGUAGACACACAUGAAUCAGAAAAUGUAUCUUGUAUAGUGACAGACACCCAUUCAACAGAAAGUAUAUUAUUACAUAUUUUUGUUGGCUCAAUAUCUAUUCUGGCACUGUGUGGAAACCUUCUUGUAAUCAUUGCCAUCAUUUACUUCAAACAGCUCCACACUCCAACUAACUACCUGAUUCUCUCUCUGGCCAUGUCUGACCUCCUUGUAGGGGCUUUAGUUUUACCGCUCUUCAUAACACUGUCUUUAAACUCCUGUUGGUAUCUUGCAGAUUUACUUCAGAACAUGGCCCGCAGCCUUGAUAUUUUACUAGGGACAUCUUCUAUUCUGAACUUAUGUUGCAUUUCUAUUGACAGAUAUUAUGCAGUGUGUCAUCCUCUGAGGUAUAGAAAUAAAAUAAAUGUUCGUGCUGCUGUGACCAUGAUCCUGGUCACCUGGGGAGUUUCCACUCUGGUUGGAACUGGUCUUGUAACUGUGGGACUUAAUGAUGGAAAAUGUGAAGGACAGUGUUUUGCAUUUCAUAUUCCAGUGUCAAGCAUUGUAGGAUGUGCUCUCUCGUUUUACCUCCCAGCAGUCGUAGUACUCAGUAUCUACCUAAAGAUUUUCCUGGUGGCACAGAAACAGGCACGCAGCAUCCAGAACUCAAACUGUCAGAGUAUAAAGUCUGGAGCGUCUGUCAGUAAGAUGGAGAGAAAGGCCACCAAAACUCUGGCUAUUGUUAUGGGAGCUUUUCUGAUCUGUUGGGCCCCUGCCUUCACUGCUAUAACCUUAAACCCACUAAUUAAUCAUUCAAUUCCAAUGACUGUGAUUGAAGCAUUUGGUUUUCUUUCAUGGUCAAAUUCAGUGCUCAAUCCAUUCAUCUAUGCCUUCUUUUACAGCUGGUUCCGAGUGGCUUUCAGAAUGAUCAUUUCUGGCAAAAUAUUUGUAGGUGAUUUAACAAACUCAAAACUUCUGUGA
Messenger RNA from Myripristis murdjan (pinecone soldierfish), 960 nucleotides. Its product is annotated as trace amine-associated receptor 1-like. Gene Ontology annotation, biological process: G protein-coupled receptor signaling pathway. The record is from RefSeq and is a predicted model, not a curated record. Gene Ontology annotation, molecular function: trace-amine receptor activity. Gene Ontology annotation, cellular component: membrane. Lineage: Eukaryota; Metazoa; Chordata; Actinopteri; Holocentriformes; Holocentridae. The coding region runs from base 1 to 960 and encodes 319 amino acids. The transcript has a single exon.